Molecule: messenger RNA, 2159 nt
Organism: Astyanax mexicanus (Mexican tetra)
Lineage: Eukaryota; Metazoa; Chordata; Actinopteri; Characiformes; Acestrorhamphidae
Product: zinc finger protein 501-like
Exons: 2
Coding region: 419-1372 (317 amino acids)
Biological process (GO): central nervous system development; regulation of transcription by RNA polymerase II
Cellular component (GO): nucleus
Molecular function (GO): RNA polymerase II cis-regulatory region sequence-specific DNA binding; DNA-binding transcription factor activity, RNA polymerase II-specific
Source: RefSeq, a predicted model, not a curated record
AGAACCUGCAGUAGGAAGGCACACUCAAACAGAAAGAAAAAAACAAUAAUCAGCAAUUAUGACCAUUAGGGUUGUAACACAUGCCUCAAAGCUUAAGAUUUAGGGGUAACAUCACUACUUCUUUCUUUAUUUCUUUCUUUAAGUUCUCAGUUUCUAGUGAGACCCGAACAGAAUCAAGAGUGUCUGAACAGUGGGCAGUCCUUAUAAAGGCGCUAAACAGGUGGCUAGAGGACCACCAGCGCCCCCCUUUUAUGAAAUGAAAAUGUUCUCCUAAAAUUCAUCACCAACAACCAGGAUAUUUAUCAAAGAGCAGUGUUAAACUGCUGAAAGAGGUGAAGCACAAGCCAUCCUGAAGAAUCUCCAGAACACACUGAAACAGUUUGCUACAUUUAACAGACAAUUGAAGCCAAGUCCCGACAUGGAGAAACAUCAGCACUCUGUCAAGAGUUUUACUAAACAGAGUGAUCUCAAAAAACACCAGCGCAUUCACACAGGAGAGAAACUGUAUCACUGCUCGGACUGUGGGAAGAGUUUUAAUCAUCAGAGUAAUCUCAAAAAUCACCAGCGCAUUCACACAGGAGAGAAACCGUAUCACUGCUCAGACUGUUGGAAGAGUUUUACUCAACAGAGUCAUCUCAAAAAACACCAGCGCAUUCACACAGGAGAGAAACCGUAUUGCUGCUUAGACUGUGGAAAGAGUUUUACUGAACAGAGUGCUCUCAAAAAACACCAGCGCAUUCACACAGGAGAGAAACCGUAUUACUGCUCAGACUGUGGGAAGAGUUUUACUGAACAGAAUAGUCUCAAAAAACACCAGCGCAUUCACACAGGAGAGAAACCAUAUUACUGCCCAGACUGUGGGAAGAGUUUUACUGAACAGGGUGCUCUCAAAAAACACCAGCGCAUUCACACAGGAGAGAAACCGUAUCACUGCUUAGACUGUGGGAAGAGAUUUACUGCAGAGAGUCAUCUUAAAAUUCACCAGCGCAUUCACACAGGAGAGAAACCGUAUUACUGCUCAGACUGUGGAAAGAGUUUUACUGAACAGAGUACUCUCAAAAAACACCAGCGCAUUCACACAGGAGAGAAACCGUAUUACUGCUCAGACUGUGGGAAGAGUUUUACUGAACAGAGUACUCUCAAAAAACACCAGCGCAUUCACACAGGAGAGAAACCGUAUCACUGCUCAGACUGUGGGGAGAGUUUUAAUCAACAGAGUAAACUCAAAAAACACCAGCGCAUUCACACAGGAGAGAAAACUCCAUCCAUGCAAUUAAAAGUGCAAAUCGUAAGUCUUUCAGACAGAACACCUUAUCCUACACAAAUGUUUCACUUUGUCACUUGGGACACGUUCCACCAGAAACAAACAUGAACUGAAUUUAACAAUGGAUUUUACAGGUUCAGCAAAAUGAAUCUUACCCAGGGAUCAUGUUUAUUGAAUUCCAUGUUAUGUUUUCUCGUAUGUUCGAUAUUCCAGGACAUUCUUUGUGAGACAGAGCUGAGCUUUUAAGGUAGUUACGGUAAAGUUACGGUUAAGUUCUGAAGAAUGGAAAAAACGUAGUCUUUAAAAUUUAGAUUUCAUAGUGAGUAGGAUUCCUAGCUGGCAACUAAAUGUUUUGGACCAAACCUUCAGAGCUUAUGAUUUUAAUCCCCUUUCUAGUAUAUGCAGAUUUGAUUAUUUCUAUGAAUUUCUAGUAUCUCUUUUUUCACUCUGUGGAAGCCGUCCUCAGUUCCCUAAGCUUAGCAUAGCUUAGCUUAAUACUAUUAACCGCUAGGCCCAUCUGCAUGAAAGAAGAAGUGAAAACACCAGCUGAGGAAUUCCAGAGAGAGUGCUCCCAAAAGUGAGACCCAGAGCCGCAGAGAGACGACACUGUGCCGGGUACUGCCGUGUGGACCGGAGGAGCAUCCAGACUCUGCAGAGAGGCCAACAAAAUCCUUUCCAGAGGUUAAAUAAAAUGCUCAAGCUGUAGUUACUCUCUUUUCUUUUCCUUAUUGAAUAUUAUAUGUUGCUGAAGGUUUUUUAAUCUCCAAAUUUAUUAAGAAUAUCCAAAUCAUGUAGUUUCUUGAUUGUUUUUAUCCUCUACAAACUAUUAUCUUUAUAUUGCUUCACCUCUAUAUUUACUCAUCUGUGUGUUUUAAUAAACUAUUUUUAUAUUGCA